Messenger RNA from Amaranthus tricolor (Joseph's coat), 2833 nucleotides. RefSeq names its product DEAD-box ATP-dependent RNA helicase 37-like. The transcript is spliced from 7 exons. The coding region runs from base 374 to 2197 and encodes 607 amino acids. Gene Ontology annotation, cellular component: nucleus. NCBI's taxonomy places the organism in Eukaryota, Viridiplantae, Streptophyta, Magnoliopsida, Caryophyllales, Amaranthaceae. Gene Ontology annotation, molecular function: RNA binding; ATP binding; RNA helicase activity. The record is from RefSeq and is a predicted model, not a curated record.
GUGAGGUAAGGCAAUAAAAAAGAGAGGAGAAUGAGAAGUCCGCCGUCCCCCGUAUAAAUAAGAUACCAAGCCCUACAUUUCCAAAAUUUUGCCAUUUUUUUGCUUUUGCAGAGAGGAGAGAGAAACAACACAAAGAUAAAAGCCAAACGCAAACCAGGAGUUAUUCAAGAGAGAGAAAGAAGGAGCGAGAUUGAUUGAAGAGAGAGAGAAAACUCUAUUCCGAAAUCGUCUAAUCAAGAUAUCAUUAGCAGAUCUUUUGAUAUCUUCGUCUUCAGAUAUUUUCGCCUUUUUCUUUUCUUUCUUCUAUUUAAUUUAGGGUUUUUUAUAACCUCAAUCUUCAGGAUUAUUGUUGGACACAACGAGAUUUGGAAUUAUGAGAACCUCAUGGGCGGAUUCUGUGACAGCUGAGAAUGAAUUUGAGGCUAGCAGUACUACUGGUAAGCCCUCUAAACCAGCCUAUGUGCCUCCACAUCUUCGUAACAGGCCACCGUCUUCAGAAGCACCUCAGGCCAAUGAAAGGCCUGUGUAUGCUGGUCCAUCGGGUAGCUCCCGUUGGGCUGGUGGUUCGAGACCUGAUUUUAGUCGUGGCGGAGGUGUUGGUGGUGGUUAUCGUGGGGGUCGCGGGGGAGGACCUGGAUGGAAUAAUAGAGGUGGAGGCUGGGAUCGUGGUAGGGAUAGGGAAGUUGAUCCUUUCGGUAACGAAGCAGAAGAGGAUGAAUCAGAACAAGCAUUUGAGCAAGAGAAUACGGGCAUUAACUUUGAUGCUUAUGAGGAUAUUCCUGUGGAAACUAGUGGGGAGAAUGUGCCACCUCCGGUAAAUACAUUUGCAGAAAUAGACCUUGGAAAGGAGCUUAAUGCUAAUAUUAGAAGAUGCAAAUAUGUGAAGCCUACCCCUGUUCAACGCCAUGCUAUCCCAAUUUCUCUUGCUGGACGAGAUUUGAUGGCAUGUGCACAGACUGGUUCUGGUAAAACUGCAGCUUUCUGUUUCCCUAUUAUUAGUGGUAUAAUGAAGAAUCAACAGGUUCAGAGACCUCGUGGAUAUCGAACUGUUUUUCCACUUGCCCUUAUAUUGUCUCCUACAAGGGAGUUGUCAAUGCAGAUUAACGACGAAGCCAAAAAGUUUGCUUACCAAACUGGUGUCAGAGUGGUGGUUGCUUAUGGAGGAGCUCCAAUCAGCCAACAGUUGCGAGAACUUGAAAGAGGAGUUGAUAUUCUUGUCGCAACACCUGGAAGACUGGUAGAUUUACUUGAGAGGGCUAGAGUAUCACUUCAAUCGAUUCAGUACCUGGCUCUUGAUGAAGCCGAUAGAAUGUUGGAUAUGGGUUUUGAACCUCAAAUUAGGAAGAUAGUUGAACAAACUGACAUGCCACCUCGAGGUGUUAGGCAGACUAUGCUGUUCAGUGCAACCUUCCCUAAGGAGAUACAGAGGCUGGCUUCGGAUUUUCUAUCAAAUUACAUUUUCCUGGCUGUUGGAAGGGUGGGAUCAAGCACUGAUUUGAUAGUUCAGAGGGUUGAGUUUGUGCAUGAUUCUGAUAAGAGGAGCCAUUUGAUGGACCUUCUUCAUGCACAAAGAACAACUGGGGUGCAAGGAAAGCAAGCAUUAACACUUGUUUUUGUGGAGACCAAGAAAGGGGCCGAUGCAUUGGAACAUUGGCUCAGGAUAAACGGGUUUCCAGCAACUAGUAUUCACGGUGACCGUUCGCAACAAGAAAGAGAACUUGCAUUGAGAUCUUUCAAAAGUGGAAACACUCCCAUUCUGGUUGCUACUGAUGUGGCAGCUCGAGGUCUGGAUAUUCCUCAUGUAGCACAUGUGAUCAAUUUUGAUCUUCCAAAUGACAUCGAUGACUAUGUUCAUCGGAUUGGACGUACUGGACGUGCUGGGAAUUCCGGAUUGGCCACUGCCUUUUUCAAUGAAAGUAACCAGUCGUUAGCGAGACCUCUUUCUGAGCUUAUGCAAGAAGCGAAUCAGGAAGUACCUGAUUGGCUUGUUCGGUAUGCGUCACGAGCAUCUUAUGGUGGGGGUAGAAACCGACGAACUGGGGGUGGCCGCUUUGGAGGUCGGGACUAUAGAAGGGAUAAUUUCAACAAAGGUGGUGGCGGAGGUGGCAAUGAUUAUCAUAGCGGCAGCAACAGUGGUGGGGGAUAUUAUGGAGCUGGAGCUGGUUAUAAUCCUGGUGCAUCUAGUGCCUGGGAUUAGCUUCACUCUAUCUCUAGCUGUAUCAGUGUAACCAUUCUCGCACUUCCUGGUAUAUAUGCUUAUUUUUUUGGGUAUUUUGUUGUGUUGGCCCAAAGUACUGUGAAUUCUAGAAAUUUUAUAGGCUUGGGGCUUCAAGCGCAAAGCGGGUUGUACGACCCCCCAAAUUUUAUAGUCCAUGUCAGACUAGAUGUGUGAUAUUCAUUAGGGAUUGUUAUAACUUGCAGCUUAGGCUUUUGCUGGUUCAUGCCAUGAAGCAGUAUGGGACUUUUCCAUCCAUUUCUUCUUGUAAUGUCUAGCUAGCUGGGGUGGGCAAAGGGUUAUAUAUAUUGGGAGGUGAAAAUAUGAGGAAUAGUACUUCUUUUUUGCCAUUCUCAAUUGGGCUACUAUUUUCUUUAGCUUGGUGACCUGUUUUUUUUUUAUUAGUUUCUGAUAUUGAAAAAAUUACUGUCACUUUAUUGUAUAAAUUUUCUAGGUGAUAAUAAAUGCUGGCGUUUUUUAUCAGCAGAAAUGGCCUUUUGGGGUUGUAAGCCUGAAUAAGCACUCCCCAUGAUACAUGAAACAUUUUGUUCCAAAUUACUGUUCUGUUGGAAUAGUAAAUGUAAAUAUUACUGUAUGGAAAUUUUUCUUAGAAUUUUU